Molecule: messenger RNA, 3183 nt
Organism: Nylanderia fulva
Lineage: Eukaryota; Metazoa; Arthropoda; Insecta; Hymenoptera; Formicidae
Source: RefSeq, a predicted model, not a curated record
AAUGAAGCAUUGAAGAUGGAAGAAGGUUCCGAGAAUGCUGAUACGAACACGCAGAACGUCAAAUUCAUCGAUACCUUGAUCACGCAAUGGAUGAAGUACACAGGAAACACGGUUUCGCAUCAAACGGAGGAGGUGACGGAAAGUGCGAGCACGCAGGAAAACACUCACCAGGCUCUGCAGAAGCGGGACCGUGUUAUUCACGACCUGAGGCGGAAGCUGAAGGAAAGCCAGGAAGCGGCAGCCUUUUUGUCCACCUCCUUGGAAACGGAAACGCGCAACAAGGCGGAGAUUCGGAUCAAAUUAAACGCGACUUGGGAAACCAUUGAGACUAUCACAGAAUAUUUCAACUACAUCAGUGAGAGUCUGACCAGCUUUGAGCAGCAUCGCAUUAAUUUGUCUGCUCUUUACGAUGGGGUGAUUCACAAGCAGCAGGAAGAUAUCAAGAAGAUGCAAUUAAACAGCUCAAAAUCAAAAGAUUUAGAGGAUCACGUUACGCAUUUGAAAAAUGAAUUGCUACUACGAGAAAAAAGACUACAAGAGACGAUGACGGAGCAGAAUAAAUUAUGCAAACAACUGGAAAACGUCCAAUACGAAUUACAAUUGCAGAAGAACCAAUUGAAUAUGUCUACCCAAGAAAAGCUGAAAGAACAGCAGUGCUUAUCAUUGGAAAACGAAAAUUUAAAAUCGCGACUGAAGACAAUUGAAAAAGAAAAUUACGACAUCGCGAAAUCGGCUGCGCAAUUGGAAAACAAAUUGCUACUUCAAGAAAAGAAGAUGCAAGAUGUCUUGACAGAGCAGAAUAAAUUACAAAAACAAGUGGAAAAUACCGAGCGCGAAUUGCAUUUGCAGAAAAGUAAAUUGACCAAUGCACAUGCUGAAGAAAAGAUAAAUCUUGUCAAGGAAAAACAAGAAUUGUUAUCGGAAUUCGCAAGUUUACAAUCACGAAUAAACAUACUGGAGCAAGAUAAAACUAACAUCACAGAAACAAUCGCACAAAAAGAUGAACUUCUUUCAAAAUUUCAGGACGAAAUUUUUACGUAUAAAAAUCAAAUCGAAAUGAUGCAGACAAAUAAUCACAAUACGUUUACUAAAUGUGAGGCAUUGAUAGAAAAACAAAAUAUGUUGGAGAAAGACUUGCGUACAAAAACGGAAAGGAUGCAAAAUUUAGAAACAGUAUUAAACACACUAAAGCAAAGAGAGAGCAAACUCAUUAAUGAUAUAAACAGGAUGGAGAAGAAAUUGACUACUGAGAUGAAUUAUUCUAAGGAUCUCACAAAUAAGCUUUCGAAAGCGCAGGAGGACUUGCAGCUUGCGCAGAAUCAAAAUAAGGAGACGCAAAAAACGUUAGAAAUGACUAAGAAAGACAGCAAAUUUGCCAAUAAGGAACUUCAACAACAAUUAAAGGCUCUUAAAACGGAGAAUGGAGAACUUUUAAAACGAGAAAAUACGAUGAGUAAGUCCGCGCAAGUUUUGUAUGAAAACGCGCAAGCCAAGCAUGCCGAAGAAGUGUCGGCCUUGAAGAGCGAUUACGAAAUGCAAUUAUUGGAGUCGAAGAAGACGAUAGAUUCCCUGCACGAGACGAUUAAUAAUGUUAGGGAAGAAAAUACCAAGCUGAAUAAGACAUUGAUAAAAAUAAGAGCGGAGAACAACACGUUGAAGAGCGAUAAUAAAUUGACUAUGUCGCGUAAUGAGGAUUUCCAAAAUAAAUUAAAAGAAGCCACGGAAGCGUUGCAGAUGAAGUCGACCGAGAAUCGAAAAAGAAUGAAUUUGCAAUGUCUCAGCCUGCUCAAGAGGCAGAAGUUACGUCAGUUGGAAGGAAGUUUUUCAAGUCGCGUUCCAGUCAACCGCGAUCACACUAUAGACAACCCUCUUACGUUGUUGGACGGAUUUCUCCCCCGACUUAGCCACGGUGGUUGCGUGGUUCACGCCGAAAGUAUAAAAAGCCCGCGGCUAAGAGGGCCCCGGCACUUCAGUCUUUUCAAAAAUAUCGUAAGCAUGGCUCUAGAACGUCAAGUGCGCGCUAAGAUUGCAUCAAAACGCAAUCCGGAGCAAGAGAAGGAGGCGCAGGAAUGGAUCGAGUCGAUCAUUGGCAAGAAGUUUCCCCCUGGUGAGACCUUCGAGGAGGUGCUGAAGGACGGCCAGGUCCUCUGCCACUUGAUGAACAAAAUCUCCCCUGGAUCGGUACCGAAGAUCAAUACCACCGGCGGACAAUUCAAGAUGAUGGAGAAUAUCAAUCUGUUCCAAAAGGCUCUAAAGGAUUAUGGGGUGGAUGACGUGGACGUUUUCCAAACUGUGGACCUGUGGGAAAAGAAGGACAUCGCGCAAGUGGUGACGACCCUGUUCGCUCUUGGCCGAACGACGUACAAGCAUCCCGAAUGGCAAGGACCUUAUCUGGGACCGAAACCCGCGGAUGAGUGCAAACGUGAGUUUACGGAGGAACAAUUGAGGGCUGGCGAGUCGGUGAUCGGACUUCAAGCUGGUUCCAAUAAGGGCGCGACUCAAGCCGGCCAAAGCAUCGGUGCUACCCGUAAAAUUCUUCUCGGAAAGUAAAUUAAAAAUUCUCGGCGCAGUUGCUUUUACUAUAUACACAUCUUCUCUUCCACGUUUUAGAGCUAAAAAUCGCACACUUUUCUAUAUGUGUAUGUACAUAAAUAUGCGUAUAUAUCUAUAUAUAUAUAUAUAUUUUAUUUUACUUUUGUAAUUAAAUGAUAGGUAGCUACCAGAUUUACUGAUCCGCCUUUUCAUUUUACUUCGUAAAAUAGCCACUGUAUCAUCAAGAUAGCAAACGUGUCAUCUCAUAAUAAGGCCUAUAUCUUAGUUAAUCGAAAGAUAGAAAGGUAGAAAGAGAGAGAAAAGGAGUGCGUCUCUUAGCAGAUAAAGAUAAUACUCGUACAAUAUGAUAAAUGAAUUUUUAUAAUUAAACGAGAUAUGUACUAUCUCGUUAAAUCAAAUCAAAUCUUUGAUGUUUUCAUGUCUCGAAAAAUGUACAAUGUCGAUGACAGAUAUGUGUAGUUUCAAAGCACUCGAAUUGUUAUUUAAUUGAUCAAUGACAGAUGCGCGUUUUGAUUGUUCUCUAAAGGAUUCCAAAUAAAAUUAUUAUUAGUUUUAUCCAUCGGAGAUAAAUAGAGAUUUCCUUCCCUUUUCCAGAAUUUUAAUCAAGUCAAUUAAAUUUUAAUCAAGUUA